Molecule: messenger RNA, 2841 nt
Organism: Parascedosporium putredinis
Lineage: Eukaryota; Fungi; Ascomycota; Sordariomycetes; Microascales; Microascaceae
Source: the annotation of a GenBank genome assembly
AUGGGCGGCACAGGCUUGGUCGACGGAUCUGGCAAGCCCUUCCUUUAUCUUGCCAAUCUUACUAUUCCCCGCGACAGCAACAAGGUAUCCGUCGCCAUGCCGUCCCUCGCCAAGGCGCUCCUGUUGGCGCUGCCGCUCGCCAACUAUGUAGCAGCCCAGACCAUCGUCAUCGACGGUGAAGAGAUUGCCGCCGACAGCGUCUCCGUCGCCCCCGCGGCCGAGCGCGUCGUCGACGCCGAAGAGGCCACCGCCCUCCAGCUCACAGACGACAUCCUCGCCAACCUCACCAGCCUCGAGCUCUCCAACGUCACCCUCUUCGCCUUCGCCGACGAGUCCGAGGGCACCGCCGUCACCCGCCGCUCCCACUGCAAGCGCACCUUUGGCAAGUGCAAGACCUUCCCCGGCGACUUCCUCUGGCCCACCAAGCUCGUCUGGAAGGUCUUUGACCUCUUGACCGGCGGCGCCGUCAUCGAGUCCGUCCCCAUCGGCGCCGUCUGCUACAAGGACAACGCCCACUACGAUGCCGCUGCCUGCCAGGAGCUGCUCGACCACUGGACCGAGUCUGCCACCCACGCCAAGGACCCCACCUCGGUCAUGUCUCCCCUCUACCAGGGCCAGACCUGCCUCCCCAAAACGCCGAGUCCGGCACCUGCACCCUCGGCGGCACCCUCCUACGCCGUCAAGAUCAGCAACGUCGCCCAGAUCCAGCUCGCCAUCAACUUUGCCCGCAACCUGAACCUCCGCCUCGUCGUCCACAACACCGGCCACGACUUCCUCGGCAAGUCUACCGGUGCCGGCGCCCUCUCCAUCUGGACCCACAACCUCAAGGACAUCCAGUACAUCAAAAGCUACAAGACCGCCUCCUACAGCGGCGCUGCUUUCAAGCUCGGUGCCGGUGUCCAGGUCGGCGAGCUGUACGCCGCCGCGAACAAGUACGGCGUCACCGCCGUCGGUGGCGAGUGCAAGGUCCUCAGCGUCGACAUCGUCCUCCCCAGCGGCCGCUUCAUCACCGCCGACGAGAAGAACAACAAGGACAUCUUCUGGGCCGUCCGCGGCGGCGGCGGCGGCACCUUCGGCGUCGUCACCUCCAUGACCGUCAAGGCCCACCCCAAGACCAAGUUCGGCGGCCUCACCUUCAGCAUCACCGCGGGGCCCUCCACCAACAUCUCCACCGAGGUCUUCUGGCUCGCCGUCGAGGCCUACUGGCGCAAGUUCCCCGAGUUCGCCGCCCUCGGCAACUACGGCUACUCCUCCAUCUUCUCCCUCGGCGCCGGCUCCUUCAUGUGGAGCAUGAACCCCUGGAUGAUCCCCGGCUACUCCCUCGCCCAGUUCAAGCAGUUCUUCGAGCACGACAACCUCUACGACACCUGGUCCACCCACUUCCCCACCGAGACCGUCGGCAACACCAACCUGCACACCGCCUCCCGCCUCUUCCCCAAGAGCAACUGGGCCACCGAGGCCAAGCGCAACGAGACGUUCGCCACCCUCCGCUCCGUCGUCGAGGAGGGCUCCGCUCUCAUCCAGUACAACAUGAACCCCAAGGCCCCGGCCGGUACCCCAGACUCCGCCGCCAACCCGGCCUGGCGCGAGGCCAUCAUGUUCGGCAUCUUUGGCAGCGGCUGGGCCCCCACCAGCACCACCCAGGAGGUCGCCGCCAUCAACACCAAGAUCACCCACGACUGGAUGGAGAGGCUCCGCCAAAUCACCCCCGGCAGCGGUGGCUACGGUAACGAGGGUGACGUGAUGGAGCCCGACUUUGCCCAGGCCUUCUUCGGCUCCAACUACGACCGUCUCCUCAGCAUCAAGAGGUCCGUCGAUCCCUGGGACCUCUUCUACGCUCCCACUGCCGUCGGCAGCGAGAGCUGGUACGUCACCGACCAGGAGAGCUGGUUGACCACCCAGACCGGCCGUCUCUGCCGCAAAACCGUCAGGACCAUCUUCGAGCCCGACGACUACUUGAUGCUUCUCGCCAUCAUACCGUACGCUGCGGAGGUGUCGCUCGCGUAUGCCGUGGGAGCAUCUGCGCAAGGCCUGACGAAUAGCGGCAUGACGCCCGAGGCGAGGCUGCGCUGCAACCGGAAAGCCAAGAGUACAAAUGGAGAUACAGAUGGCAGGCUGGGUGAUAACGGCUUGCCCGAGUACCGCAAUCGUUUGCGCAUCGGGAUCGGGAUCCUCAUCUUCACCUAUAUCCUCCUCAUCCUCCUCAUAUCCCUCGGGUGCAUGCCCGUCAAGAAGAACUGGCAAAUCCACCCUGACCCAGGAAAUUCCUGCCAACCAGCCAUGUCACACCUCAAGAUCUUCAUCACCCUUGUCCUCAACAUCCUAACAGACAUAUACCUCAUCAUGAUCCCCAUUCCCCUCCUUUGGAGCGCCCGACUGCCAACCAUGAAGAAAAUCGGCCUCUGCAUCUUAUUCUCCGGUGCUAUCUUUGUCAUGACGGCCGGGCUUCUUCGCUGCGUCUUGAUACUCAAGAAUCCCGUCUCCGGCCCUCGACAAGGAUCCGCCUGGGCCAUCCGCGAAUCCUUCGUAGCCAUCACCGCCUCCAGCAUCCCAAUCAUAUGGGCCGCGCUCCGGCGCUGGAUCAAGCGCUUUUCCUCGUCCCUCCGCCGCUCCAGCAGCAAGAACUCGAACCCGAAGGACUGGGGAAACUUCAUCCUCGAAAAUCACAGGCAAGACGGACGGAGCAAGACCCCGCGGGCGCGGAGCGCCACCGAUACGUUGGAAAUGGUGCCGCAAGCCAGAUUAACCGGCGACUCGGCGCAUGAUGACAAGGCGGGAGACUCGGCGCGGUGGAUGGAGGAUGCCACCGGGCCCGGAAAUAGCCACGGCUGGGCCGUAUAG